Toxorhynchites rutilus septentrionalis is the source of this 2520-nucleotide messenger RNA. Its product is annotated as probable ATP-dependent RNA helicase DDX55 homolog. Gene Ontology annotation, cellular component: nucleolus. The record is from RefSeq and is a predicted model, not a curated record. Gene Ontology annotation, molecular function: nucleic acid binding; ATP binding; RNA helicase activity. The coding region runs from base 561 to 2396 and encodes 611 amino acids. The transcript has 2 exons. Lineage: Eukaryota; Metazoa; Arthropoda; Insecta; Diptera; Culicidae.
CCUUGUUCCUUCCACUCCACGUUGAAGGGGAAAAAGAACACUUCGGCAUCUUCAACGGCACGGCUUCCUCUCCACUGGCCCGGAGCCACGGAUCGAGGACAUCUUUGUCAUCUAGUCCAACAAGCAAACAGCAAGUUCUUUGUUAAGUUAUGUUUCGCAAAAGGAUUUAUCUGUGUUUAAUUUUUAUGUCCAAUUUUUAUGUGAUAAUUUUAUGUGCAAUCUUUUCCCAACCAAACCUUGCGGGCAUUCCGUCGAUAAAGUGGCGAACCAGCCCAGGAGGCUGAAAACCUCUCAAAUAAAGAAUUAAAAAAAAGGAUUUUACGUUCUUUCCCCAAAUCCAGCGCGAAACCACGAUUCAAAAUGACGUCAUGUUUACAGAUUUUUGUUUUUCAAUUUGCUAAAAGAAAGUAUCAGUGUAGGUCGGUAAUAACGUUGUCGGUAAAAUAGGCAUUUCACUCAACAGCAACAAGAAAUAUAAACAAAAACAAAUGCACGUGCCCGCUGUUCAGUUUUCAUAACAUUGAUUUUAUUUGAUUUGAUUCGUCGACGUGUAUUCAAAAAUGUCGAAGCCAUGCUCAAAAUGGACAGAACUUUCGACUCCACUCAGUCCACCGGUUCUACAAGUAUUAGCGAAAUGUGGCUUCGAAAAAAUGACACCCGUACAGGCGGCGACAAUACCUUUGCUGCUAUCUUACAAGGAUGUAGCCGCAGAAGCAGUCACUGGUUCUGGUAAAACACUUGCCUUUGUGGUUCCAUUGCUGGAGCUUCUUUUGAAACGCCAAAAAGAUACACAAUGGAAAAGAUCCGAGAUUGGUGCGAUUAUAGCAUCACCAACACGAGAGUUGGCAACGCAAAUCAGCGAUGUUUUGCAGCAAUUUCUCGACCAUCCAGAUUUAAGUGCGUUCAAGCAAAAACUGUUGAUCGGUGGAAAUGCAACUGAAGAGGAUGUAGAUUCACUCAGAAAAGAGGGUGCGAAUAUACUGGUGGCAACACCUGGUAGAUUGAAGGAUCUAUUAGAACGGAAAAGUGAUUUGAACUUAGCCGCAAAAGUAAAAAGCAUGGAACUGCUUGUGCUAGAUGAAGCCGACCGAUUGUUGGAUCUUGGAUUUGAAGGGACGAUCAAUACUAUCCUAGGCUAUUUGCCUCGACAGAGGCGCACCGGAUUGUUUUCAGCCACCCAAACGAAGGAAGUGAAGGAUUUAAUGAGAGCUGGUCUGCGAAAUCCGGUGCUGGUUACCGUCAAGGAAAAAGCGACCAUGAGUACACCGAAACUCUUGCAAAAUUUCUAUAUGGUUUUAGAAGGCGAAUAUAAACUAGUGAUUCUGUUGGACUUUAUCCGAAAACAAAAACUGAAUAAAGCGAUGAUAUUUUUCUCAACAUGCGCUUGCGUGGAGUAUUGGGGAAUUGCGCUAGCAGAACUGCUAAAUCCAAUAAAAGUACUCGCUCUCCAUGGAAAGAUGAAGUCUCAGCGAAAUCGAAUAUUGGUAGAUUUCAGAGAAUCAGAAAAAGCCUUAUUACUUUGUACAGACUUGCUGGCACGUGGAGUUGACAUACCGGAGAUGGACUGGGUUAUCCAAUGGGAUCCUCCAUCCAAUGCUGCUGCAUUUGUUCAUCGCGUUGGCCGAACGGCUCGCCAAGGCAACGAAGGUAAUGCUCUGAUAAUGCUUAUGCCAAACGAGGAGGCAUAUGUGGAUUUCCUUACUCGCAAUCAAAAAGUAUCGCUUAAGAAACUAGAAUAUGACGUCGGAGAAGAAAAACUAACAAAAACAUUGAAGAAUCUUCAUCGACUUCAGACGAAUGAUCGAGGAGUUUACGACAAGGCAAAUCGUGCGUUUGUUUCACAUGUUCAGGCUUACAGCAAGCACGAAUGUAAUCUCCUUCUGCGAGUGAAAGAUCUUGAUUUGGGAAAAAUAGCUACCAGCUAUGGUUUACUGCAACUACCUAAAAUGCCCGAAAUGAAGCCACAGUUCAAAGAUACCUUCCGUGGACCUGCUACCGAAAUCGAUUGUAACAAAUUAGUGUACAAGGACAAGCAGAAGCAGGCCUCAUACGAUAGUAAAUUGAAGCUUUUCCAGGAAACUGGCGAAUGGAAAGGGAAGAAAAAAAUGCUAAAAAAACAAUCAGUCCCCUGGGAACUGGCAAAGCAAGCACGUGAAGAGCGGAAGGAGAUACGGAAACAGCGCCGAGAACAGAAACAGAAAAAGAGGGCAGCUAUGGAAGCGGGUGAAAGUCAACCGAUCAAGAAGAAAGCGAAAUUCUCCCGGGAAGAGUUGGAGGAACUGGCGAAUGAUAUAAGAGCUCUGAAGAAACUGAAGAAGAAGAAAAUUACUGAAGAUGAGUUCGAAGAUGAACUGGGCAUCGAUAGCGAUUUUGUUGGUAGCAAUGAUGGUGAAUAGAUAUAUUUUGCAAAAAAAAAACAAGUCACAAUACUUAAUAAUAUUGAGAAUAUGAGAACAUUCUUUUAGAUCACUGCUCUAUCGACAUAUAACAUGCGGUGCUCUAUCGACAUGCGGUCGUAUG